Messenger RNA from Blepharisma stoltei, 753 nucleotides. The record is from the annotation of a GenBank genome assembly. NCBI's taxonomy places the organism in Eukaryota, Ciliophora, Heterotrichea, Heterotrichida, Blepharismidae.
AUGAAAAAUCAAUCCCAAAUCCCUCAUUCAUUAUCUCCUAGGAUGAACCCAAAAAGACUUUUGCUGUUGAACUCUAGCAAAUUCGAUCACAAGCUUCCUCCUAUAUCACUAACACCUGGCAGAAGACCCAAAUAUCUAAUUCACUCCUUCCGUGAGCGAACAAAAUAUUUGUUCGCUUACAGAGAGCUCGAUUUUUUUUGUUGAUAAAAUUUAUAUAUAAUAUAGUACAUUUUUUUCUCAAAAUUUAAAAAAUCAAUUCGAAAUAAUUUUAAAGCAAAUAUUAAUUUAUUUGUGAAAUUUAUGUUUUUAAAAUUCAAAUUGUUUAAAAUUAAACAGAAUAAGCUGAGAUUUCAUUAUAUUAAUUAUCUCUCAUAUGUUAACACAUUUUUUUCACAAAAAAAUUUAUAUUAAAAUUUAUUAAAAAUCUUUCGUUUACUCACAGAGGGUGAGCUUUAAAAAAAAAAAUGGAUUUUUCCAAUAGCUUUGUUCACUCAAGGAAGAGUAAACAAUUUUGAAGAGCUUAAAAAAAUGACUGAUGCUUUCGAAGAAAAUAAACUAAAUCAUAGCAUAACUGCGAAGCCAAUAAAAAUAUUUAAAUUUGACCAUAAGGAAAUCCCUCCUGAGCAAAUCCCAUGAUCAUCAAAUUUAAUGAAUUGGAAAUCCGUACUUGAAGAACAAAAAGAGUUCGUCGUUAUGCUAAAGAAAAUCGAGCUAAGCAAUUGGGUAUUAAAGAAAACGAAGCAAAUAAAAUAG